Ochotona curzoniae (black-lipped pika) is the source of this 1312-nucleotide messenger RNA. RefSeq names its product electron transfer flavoprotein subunit alpha (gene ETFA). The record is from RefSeq and is a predicted model, not a curated record. The transcript has 12 exons. Lineage: Eukaryota; Metazoa; Chordata; Mammalia; Lagomorpha; Ochotonidae. Gene Ontology annotation, molecular function: electron transfer activity; flavin adenine dinucleotide binding. Bases 63 to 1064 code for a protein of 333 amino acids. Gene Ontology annotation, cellular component: mitochondrion.
CGCGGCCGGCCGGGUGUUUGGAGGGGCAACUCGGGAACCCGAGGCAGACGAGCGCGGCCACCAUGUUCCGAGCAGUGGCUCCUGGGCAGCUCCGGCGGGCGGCCUCUCUGCUGCGGUUCCAGAGUACACUGGUGAUAGCUGAGCACUCCAAUGACUCCCUGGCCCCCAUCACUCUAAACACCAUCACGGCAGCCAAGCGCCUGGGAGGAGAUGUGUCCUGCCUAGUGGCUGGAACCAAAUGUGACAAGGUGGCACAAGAGCUGUGUAAGGUGGAAGGUGUGACGAAAGUCCUGGUGGCUCAGCACGAUGCGUACAAGGGCCUGCUUCCAGAGGAGCUGACACCACUGAUCCUGGCAACGCAGAAGCAGUUCAAUUACACACACAUCUGUGCCGGAGCAUCUGCCUUUGGAAAGAACCUUCUGCCUAGAGUAGCGGCCAAGCUUGAUGUUGCCCCCAUUUCUGACAUCAUUGCCAUCAAGUCUCCCGACACGUUUGUGAGGACUAUUUAUGCGGGAAAUGCUUUGUGUACAGUGAAGUGUGAUGAGAAAGUGAAGGUGUUUUCUGUUCGAGGAACAUCUUUCGAAGCUGCGGCAACAAGUGGAGGUAGUGCCAGUUCAGAAAACGCUUCUAGUACCUCACCGGUGGGGGUGUCCGAGUGGCUAGACCAGAAACUAACCAAGAGCGACCGGCCAGAGCUGACGGGUGCCAAAGUGGUGGUCUCUGGUGGUCGGGGCUUGAAGAGCGGAGAGAACUUUAAGCUGCUGUAUGACCUGGCAGACCAGCUGCAUGCCGCAGUUGGUGCUUCUCGAGCUGCUGUUGAUGCUGGCUUUGUUCCCAAUGACAUGCAAGUUGGACAGACAGGAAAAAUUGUAGCACCAGAACUUUAUAUCGCUGUUGGGAUAUCUGGAGCCAUCCAGCAUUUAGCCGGGAUGAAAGACAGCAAGACAAUUGUGGCUAUUAACAAAGACCCAGAAGCCCCCAUUUUCCAGGUGGCUGACUAUGGAAUAGUCGCAGACUUGUUUAAGGUAGUUCCUGAGAUGACUGAGCUGUUGAAGAAGAAAUAAGCUACAAUCGCAGAGAACGUUCGAAUUAGCCCACAUCACAGACACGCCGGGUACUGCCAUCGGCCGGGGGAGAACUACAGGUCUUAACACCAAGGAAAAACUAACAGAAGCCAGAAUACUUUUUCUUUUUAUGGAACUAUGACGUUUCUUUGUAAUUAUUCAUGGUUACAAACAAUUAUUUUUUUCUGAAAUUUUCUAAUUAUGUAAUAAAACCCACAAUAAAACCUGUCACAGCUUUGAAACUGUCA